CGCGUCACUACGCGCUGCUGCCGCUCCAAUUUAAUUUACAUUCGCUCUGCCGCUCGCCCGGAGAGAGGCUAUGGCGUCUCUAGCCGUGGGACAGCACACCGAUCAGCGCAUGUUUCUGCCGAAUCUGAGGCCGAACGAGAAGAAAAUAUCAAAGAAAGCGUCCAGUGGGGUAAAGUCCCCGAUGCGCGCAGUCUCGACCCAGAGUCGUGUGAGGGACGCCGGAGCCGCAGUCUCUGGCCCCCGAGCAUCCUUAAAUCAUCCCAAUCUUCCGGGACACUGUGGGGCGACGGGGAACGCGGUCGGUAUGAGCUCCGCCGCUGACCGUGUUCAGGAGCCUCGUAAUUCACGCGGCGUGGUGGCAGAAGGGAGUUGUUCAAAAUGUGGGGACUCGUCGCGGACGAUGUUGACAGUGGCGGAGGACGCGAAGCUCGCGUCGCAAAAUAAGACCCGCAAAGACCGAGACAACGGGAACCCGAGGAGACCGACGCGCAGCACCGAUAAAAGUGACGGGGACACGAGUUGCGCGCGAGUUUGCAGCACGGAGAAGAAUCCGGCGAAGGACACCAAGGCGUCCAAGUCAAACGGCCACGCGCAUCUCAGCAGACCGGGGGGCAAACGGUCCUCCCAGAUCACCGUGCAUCAACAUCUUGAUUUCAGGUCCUUGGGCGACGAGCACGCCGGCUGGCCCCUCUCCAGCAGGAUGCCCGUGCUCACGCAAGGCCGGUCUGGGGUGGUGAAGAUGAUGCGUAACGACCCGCCGAGGAGGGAGGCAUGGUCCAUCUUCAGCCAGGAGGACCCGAGAGUGAAGCCGGAGAAGGGAGAGGGACAUCUCUUCGCCCCCACGGCGGUGGCACAGGACUGGUGUGACGCCUGCAACCGUCAAGUCAGCGACCAGUCCCUGAAAUGCAAAAACUGCAGCUACACGUGUCAUCUGGAAUGUGAGCGACUCGUACAGCUGGACUGUAACCAGAGCAACAAACAAUCAGCCUCCCCUCCCCAACGGACCUCCGACCCUGCCCCCCAGGGCCAGAAUGUCACGCAAGAAGAGGCAGAAAAACCAAAAUCUCUCUCCAAAGAGGAAGUCAGGGUCCAGAUAGAAGAGUACAACUCUAAAGUCUCAGAGAAUGGCAUGAAACUGAGCCCGGACGGCACGUAUACCGGCUUCAUCAAGGUGCACCUGAAGCUGCGGAGGCCGGUCACCGUACCUGUGGAGGUGCGGCCCUCGGGGGGCGGGGCCAGGCCGGGGGCGGAGGGCUGUGAUAGGAGGACGUCGUUCUACCUGCCGCUGGACGCGGUGAAGCAGCUGCACGUGAGCAGUGGCACCACCGCCAGCGAGGUGGUCCAGGGGCUGCUCGCCAAGUUCAUGGUGCUGGACAACCCGCGCAAGUUCGCCCUGUACCGGCAAACUCACCGCCACGGCCAGGACCUGUUUCAGAAGCUGCCCGUGUCAGAACAGCCUUUGCGUCUGAGACUGCUGAGCGGGCCAGACCCUGAGCAGCUGACCUUCGUGCUGAAGGAGAACGAGACGGGAGAGGUGGAGUGGCAUGCGUUCUCCGUGCCGGAGCUGCACAACUUCCUGGCGAUCCUGCAGAAGGAGGAGCAGGAGCGGGAGCGUCAGCUGAGGGAGCGCUACGCCGCGUACCGCCAGCGCCUGGAGCUCGCCCUGCAGGGAGCCCGGGGAGCGCCCGGCUAGCCCCGCGCACACGGGGCCCGGGACAGCCAGGAGGAGGAGGAGACGCAGGACGAAGGAGGCGCGUCUGCAGGCGACCCGCUCCGCGACGGCCGUUUCCAUGGCGAUGGAUCACACACCGUGUUUCAGAUGCUGCUGCUGUCAUUCACACCACAGUCAUUCGCUGACGCUUUUAUCCAAAGUGACUUACAGUUGAUUAGCCUAAGCAGGGGACAAUGUGGGGUUAGGGGCCUUGAUCAAGGGCCCAACACCAACCUUAGCUUAGCCACAAGGCUACGGGCUGCAUCUAUUGCUGCUACUGCGAGUAUCACUGAGCUGGGUUAUGAGUUUCCUCCUGCUGCGUGUGGUGCGUGUGUGGUGCAGUUCCUCCUGGUGUGUGUGGUGUGUGUGUGUGUGUGUGUGUGUGUGUGAGUGUGUGUGUGGUGUGUGUGGUGUGUGUGUGUGUGUGGUG
Messenger RNA from Conger conger (European conger), 2141 nucleotides. It is a transcript of the gene rassf5, whose product is annotated as Ras association domain family member 5. The record is from RefSeq and is a predicted model, not a curated record. Gene Ontology annotation, biological process: signal transduction. The transcript has 6 exons. NCBI's taxonomy places the organism in Eukaryota, Metazoa, Chordata, Actinopteri, Anguilliformes, Congridae. Gene Ontology annotation, cellular component: nucleus. The coding region runs from base 71 to 1693 and encodes 540 amino acids.